UUGACCAUCACAUUCAUCCUCUCCUCUCCUCUCAUCUCUCACUUCCCGGUUUAUCAUUUCGUACCGCUCCGCUGUUUUUGUUGUGCGAAUCGCACUCCACAGUCACUCGUUCCACCUCUUUUCUGUGAUCCUUGAACGGACGCACUCACACCGACCGUAUACCCUUUCACACAUCCCGGAUUUCUCACUCCAUCCUCCUCUGUUCAUAUCUCUAGCCGCCUCACAGGCUCUCAACGCUAUACCCUUCUCCCUCACCCGACCACACAUCCUCGUCCUUCAUCGGCACCCCGCUCUCAACAUCAACAGCACCAGCACUAGCAACAACUAACGCCGCAGACGCAGCUACCCGCGGAACCUACGCACAUCCAGCAGUCGCCGCCGCCGCCGUACCCUCAGCUACAGAAUUGAACAGAAUGGACCAUUAUGCUAAUAUCGAUAAUGGAGGACAGAGUUACGCGCCGAAUAAUAAUUGGAUGGAAACGCCGACGAAGGGCAGGGGAUCCAAGGCGAAGUGGAUCAUCGCAGGCUCCAUAAUCGGACUCCUCGCCCUCAUCGGUGUCGGCGUCGGCGUCGGCGUCUCCGUCGCGAACAAGAACAAAACCUCUUCUUCAUCCUCGUCGUCCUCGUCGCCGACAAACUCGGACCCGAACGAUCCGAGCCAGUUCACGAAGAAUGAUGCGUUGAAGCAGAGUCUUUAUGGGAUUGCGUAUACGCCCGAGGGGAGCCAGUUGCCGGAUUGUGGGAAUAGUUUGGAGGAUGUUAUCACCGAUAUUCAAUUGAUGUCGCAGUUGACGACUCGAAUCCGUCUCUACGGCGCGGACUGCAACCAGUCUGCUCUCGUCCUCGAGGCGAUCAAGCAGACGAAGGUCAACAUGACCGUCUGGCUCGGGAAUUACCCCUCCGCGACGGACUCGACGGCUUACACACGCCAGCGUGACCUCAUCACGGCAGCUAUCCAGACCUAUGGGACGGACCAUAUCGGGGGUAUCACCGUCGGGAACGAGUUCAUCCUCGACUACCUAGGCGCCAACGGCGGCGGCUCCGACCCGAACAGCGACAUCGGCAACCAAGGCGCCGAGAUCCUGCUCGCGAACAUCCAAGACACGAUCUCGACGAUCGGCAACCUCUCGCUGGACGUGACCAUUCCCAUCGGGAACGCGGACGCGGGGUCGUAUUUCAACGACAAGGUGCUCGCGGCGGUGGACUACGGGAUGGCGAACGUUCAUCCGUGGUUCGCGAAUGUGAGCGUGGAGGAGAGCGCGGGCUGGACUUGGGAGUUUUUCCAGGAGAAUGAUGUGGAGCUUGCGCAGAGUUUGGGGAAUUCGCCGCAGAUGUAUAUUGCGGAGACGGGGUGGCCUACGAACUCGUCCGAUGCGGGUAACGAGAGCAACGGCCCGUCGACGGCCACGGUCGAUAACCUCCAGAUCUUCCUCGAUAACUUCGUCUGCCAGGCCAACGCGAACGGCACCGGGUAUUUCUUCUUCGAGUAUUUCGAUGAGACGUGGAAGGAUGCGGAGUUUGGUGGCGUUGAGGGAUGGUGGGGAUUAUUCACCUCGAACCGUACGCUCAAGGACGGGUUGACGAUCCCUGAUUGCUCGUCGUGAUCGUACUCAUGCUCGGCUACAUUCCCCAUCUGAUUCUUCUUGCAUCUUCAUUCCGUUCGUUCGUCUCUGGACUUCUGAAUAGCUGCCUAUUCGUGGACGUUUUGGACUUUUGAGUCUCGAGAAGUACGAACGAGCCUGUUGUACUCCUCUCCUCUCCUCUCCCACCUUUCCUCUCUCCCUCCUCUGCCACGCUAGCUAGCCCUCGUCCUCGUAUUUCGCUGGACUGGACUCGGACAGUGAACUAUAUACUUUUACACUAUCUAGUUCGGUUCGUCUUGCUGUUCUGAUUCCCUCGCAUUUGUAUGCGUCUUCGAACUCUUCGCGCCCGUUUCGACUCACCCAUUCCCCCGCUUACAUACCUACCGUUUUUACCCAUUUACCCUUCGCGUCUGUCGUUUUUUUUCUUGUUUGGUCCCCACUCAUCUCAUCGUUCUUGAUUGUUUGUCUGUUUGUCUCCCUCUCUCUCUC
This is a messenger RNA of Stereum hirsutum FP-91666 SS1, 2072 nucleotides long. RefSeq names its product glycoside hydrolase. The transcript is spliced from 7 exons. Bases 414 to 1604 code for a protein of 396 amino acids. The record is from RefSeq and is a predicted model, not a curated record. Lineage: Eukaryota; Fungi; Basidiomycota; Agaricomycetes; Russulales; Stereaceae. Gene Ontology annotation, biological process: carbohydrate metabolic process. Gene Ontology annotation, molecular function: hydrolase activity, hydrolyzing O-glycosyl compounds.